Messenger RNA from Danaus chrysippus (African queen), 930 nucleotides. Lineage: Eukaryota; Metazoa; Arthropoda; Insecta; Lepidoptera; Nymphalidae. The record is from the annotation of a GenBank genome assembly.
AUGGCUGAAAAGAAAACACAAGAAAAUCCACUCCCCGAGGGUUCUGCUGAUUCUCCCGAGCAGCUUAAAGACGCUGCCCCUCGGCCUGUGAAGGUUGUGACACCCAACCCUGUAUCAUCUCCUCGGUUCAUACCCUCGUUCACAAAAACACCACCAAAUGAAUUGUAUAGGAAACUGUUGCCGGCCAUGUUGUUUGUACUAACAUUUGUCACUGUUAUGACUGUCCUCUUGAUAUACAUGGAUACCGUCGCAUUGGGAGCUCAACAGUUUCGUUUGAACAUGUCUCGUGACUAUGAGCUGGCUCGCAUCUCAGCCGAGUCCCCAACAUUUGUGGAGUACGUCCGACAGAGACAGGAACACCUAGCAUCUAGACCUCGAAGACCUUCAUCACCUCCACCCACUACUACGCCACGAGUUGAAGUUCUAGAUAGGAUACUGGGCAAGAUUGAUAACGGGACUCUCGUGGAGUUUCUAUCAUCGGGCGCGCGGGACCCCACAGCCUUGGUGUUGGAGGCUCGUGGGUGGCGUGGUCUGGCGGUUAGGGCUGCGCCAAGGGACUUCCUCUCCCUACGAGCCUCCAAAACGCUCCACGCCUGCCUUUCACCAGGGCCUCAUCCUCGGGAAGUUAGUUAUGCGGAGCUAGACACAGAUGGCUCUGUAUUUCGUUCACGAGUACUCUGCCUACCGCUACUGACGGUCCUAUUAGCAGCAGAAGCGACCCGCGCUGAUUAUACUUCACUAGACGGGCCCGCAGCCCCCGGAGCCCUAGAGGCUCUGCCCUUUGAAAGACUCCGACUUAGAGUCGUUGAUGUACGAUCAGCUGAUAAGGACGUGCUGAAUAGAGCCUGGGAUGUAUUGAGAGCUAAUAAUUACAGCCUCGCAGCAAGCUUUGAUGACGGAAUGAUGUUCCAUCUAGAUAAAAAUGAGUGA